Dentiscutata heterogama is the source of this 1824-nucleotide messenger RNA. The record is from the annotation of a GenBank genome assembly. Lineage: Eukaryota; Fungi; Glomeromycota; Glomeromycetes; Diversisporales; Gigasporaceae.
AUGGACGAAGUCGUAUAUGCAAUUCAUCCAUUUGAAGCGGAGAGUGAAGAUGAGGUUUCAUUUGAAUUCGGUCAACCGAUAAUCGUUUUAGAAAAAGAUGAAUUAUAUGGUGAUGGUUGGUGGAAGGGAAAAAAUAUUCACGGAAGAAUUGGACUUUUUCCAAUGAAUCAUACUAGUUAUAGUAAACCUGUUCCAAGGAAACCAGAGACUACUACUAAUAGUUUUUAUAAUCAAAUGGUUGCUACUCCUAAUGAGACGUCGAAUUCAAAUAAUUUGGAAUUGAAUAUUCCUUCACCCCUUUUUAGAAUGCCAACUCCUUCUAUCGAAGAGACUAUUGAUGAUAUACAAAAUAAAUUACGAAAAAUGAGUGUAAAACCAAAUGAAAAACAAUUAAAUCAAGAUCUUCCUGAAUCACAACAAUAUCAAUGGUCUCCAAAACAAAGUCGUCGUAGUAAAUUAUUUUUAUCUUCUUCAUCUUCAAGAUCUGUUAGUAGCGUUAGUUCUUCGUCUCAUAGGCAAUCUACCGAAAGUACAAAACUACCUCCUCUGAGACAACCCAUUCAAACAAAGGAUCAUCCAACAACUUGGGAUGUAAGACAAGUUUGUCGGUGGUUAGAUGAAGUUGGUUUUGGUUCUGAAAUAAAUAAUUUUAUCGAUAAUGAUAUAACUGGUGAUGUUCUUCUCGAGCUUCAUUUAUCCACGUUAAAGGAAUUAAAUGUAGUUUCCUUCGGAAAGCGUGUGCAUAUAAUGAAUGCUAUAAAUGCGCUUAAAGCAAAAUAUUCUAUUGGUGUUGGUCCUGAUGAUGACAUAUCUGAUAUAGAAGAGCAAUCCGAUUCUGUUCAACUUUAUGCACCAACUCCAGUUUAUCAUUUUCAAUCCAAAUAUAACAGUAGUAGUAGCCCUACAUUAGGUAGAUUUACUGCUAAUCAAGAAUUUAGGAAAUUUCCCGGCCUUCCAGAAUCGCCCAGAAACUCUGCUGGCAAUCAUCAUGUUCAUCCUAAUCUUUACGCUCAAUUAAAACGUAUUGAUGACGUAAAUGUUACAAAUAGUGAAAAUAAUGAAAAAAAAAGUCAAGAGGAGGAUAAUUUAAUUAGGAGCCAAUUUGUUAAUGGUAAUAUUCGAUCAAAUUCUCCAAGUCUUGAAAAAAGUAAGGGACGGUUGUUUAACAGAAUGAAAUAUUCGGAAAGAAAUAGUAUGGUCGAAAGUCCAGUGGUUCCGAAACAGUCUUUAGAUAUGGAUUUAGAAGUUUUAAAAUCCAUGGGUGAACCUGAUUACGAAGGAUGGCUUAGAAAACAAGGUGAUAAAUAUAAAACUUGGAAAUCCCGUUAUUUCAUAUUGAAAGGCGUAGAUCUCUAUUAUCUUAAGAACAAUAAGCAUAUCCAACGUCCUAAAUUAAAAGGCCACAUUGACUUAACGGGAUAUCGUAUCCUUACUGAUGAAAAUAUAUUACCUGGAAAAUAUGGAUUCAAGAUAGUUCAUGAUGUGCUUCGAACUCAUUUUUUUGCACAUGAAGACAUUGACGUAAUGAGAGGAUGGAUAAAAGCAAUGAUGAAAGCUACGAUAUCUCGGGAUCAUAAUGCUCCAGUAAUCAGUUCAAGUAAUAUUAACACGGUUCCAUUAGCCGAUGCUCGUAAAAUGUCACCACGACCACCGCAACCUCGACGUCCAUCAUUCUCUGCUACUGCAGUAAUAUCGAAAAUAGAUUCACCAGUACUUCGCGUCCCUUCACCAACGUAUAUUAAAGAAAAACCGAAUAACUACAUAACGACGAUGGGGUCAUCAUCAUCAGCUUACGUUCAGAAUACACCUAUGUAUCCAAAAUAG